AGCGAAAACUUCUUCUUAAAUAUAAAAUCAUCGAUAGAAAUAAUCAUCUUCUACAUUAUAUCAAUUAAAACUACCUAACUUACCAAUCGUUUGCCGGCAAACAAGGAAUCGCCCCCAUUUUUACCGAACCGUAUCGUAGGCGAUGAGUAAUACCGUUUGUCGUGCUGAGUGACGUCGUGCAGCCGGCAAGCGGCGCGCAGACCGCAGACCUCAGUUUGACACUGUGAGGAGGCACGACAGGACUCUCUUCUACAUACUCGUUCUUUCGCCCUUAACGUGUUACCGCACCCAAUAUCGAUCCUCGCUAUAAUCUCAGUAAAUCCUUCCUCCGCAAAUUGCAAUGGAUAAGGCCGAUAGCUUAUUAUUGGGUCUCACCGCCGGAGAUAAAACCAUACCAGAUGUCCCUUCAGCGGAAUCGGCCAUGAAACGCGACCAGGACUCGACGGACGAUUUCGAGCAUCUGGAAGGUGAAAGUAAACGCGAAGAAUUUGGAGAAUCUCCUUUACACUCGGCUCAUCCCACCUCGCGACAUGCCACCCAAAAUUUCCUCGACAUGGAGAGGGAUAUCUUUGUGGAUACGCCUCGUGCACCAUCUGUGACUGAAAAGGCGGACCAUAUCGCCGAUAAGUUCACGGACAGUGAGUCAGAUGCGGAUACGGCCGGUGAGUCGCCGAUGCAUAGACCAGAACCGCCCAAGGCCGUGGCGCCCGAGCAGACGAAGCCAAUGGACCGUGCGAGCGAACCUGCUGCCAUCGCACACGACUCGACUCCAAUUUUGGAGCCUACUCCAGCUCCGAUUCCGAUAGCUCCUAAAAUGUCGGAGCCCGUAAUCGAAUCGAAGCCUGAAAUUAAACCCGAACCUGUGGUGCAGCCACCAGCCGCCAGUCCGCCGACACGUGUCCCCGAAGCUGCUCCAGCGCCAAAAGAAGAAGCACCGAGUCCCAAGCCAGCCACCACCGUCACCAAACCAGAACCAGCGCGGGCCCCGACGGCACACGUAAUCGAGGCUGAAGUCAUAUUUUGUCAAAUGGGAUUAGAUGCUUGGUUCGACCCGCAGAGGCUACAUCCCGAAGUGGAGUCUCUGAUCUACUGGCGAAGCGCUCCCCGGUCGGGCGCCGCGCUCGGGGCCGGCCUCGCGCUGCUGGUGGCUCUCGCGUGCUGCUCCGUGGUCUCCGUGCUCGCCUACUCCUCCCUGCUUCUGCUCACCGCCGCCGUCGCCUUCCGCAUAUACAAGAACGUGCUGCAGGCCGUACAGAAGACCAAUGAGGGACACCCUUUCAAAUGGUUGCUGGAGCAGGACAUCAGCGUGCCGGCGGAGCGCGCGCAGUCGCUGGCGGCCGCCGCCACCGCACACCUCAACGCCGCACUCUCUGAGCUGCGCAGAUUAUUCUUGGUGGAAGACCUGGUUGAUUCGCUGAAAUUCGGCGUGCUGCUGUGGUGCCUCACGUACGUCGGCGCCUGCUUCAACGGCAUGACACUUAUCAUUCUCGGAUGGAUAGCCCUGUUCUCCCUGCCCAAGGCGUACGAAAUGAACAAAACCCAGGUCGACGCCAACCUAGAGCUCGCGCGCGCUAAGAUCAACGAAAUCUCUGCCAAGGUUCGUGCUGCGGUGCCGCUGGGCCGACGCAGCGAGAGCGAGAAGGACAAGUAGAGGGCGGUCCAACACUUUGUUAUAUUUAUUAUUAUAUUGUAAUAUUAAUGAAUAAAUACUUUACGUGUAAAGCUUUAUGAGGGACUCGCGAGCAGAGUCGCGCGGAGAUUAUUGCUUUUUUGAAAUUUUAAAUUAAAAUACUUGUCGAACC
Molecule: messenger RNA, 1802 nt
Organism: Aricia agestis (brown argus)
Lineage: Eukaryota; Metazoa; Arthropoda; Insecta; Lepidoptera; Lycaenidae
Gene: Rtnl1
Product: reticulon-3-A
Exons: 7
Coding region: 341-1651 (436 amino acids)
Source: RefSeq, a predicted model, not a curated record